Chlamydomonas reinhardtii is the source of this 2546-nucleotide messenger RNA. RefSeq lists its product as uncharacterized. NCBI's taxonomy places the organism in Eukaryota, Viridiplantae, Chlorophyta, Chlorophyceae, Chlamydomonadales, Chlamydomonadaceae. The record is from RefSeq and is a predicted model, not a curated record. Gene Ontology annotation, molecular function: oxidoreductase activity, acting on NAD(P)H, heme protein as acceptor. The transcript is spliced from 14 exons. Gene Ontology annotation, biological process: heme A biosynthetic process. Bases 263 to 2077 code for a protein of 604 amino acids. Gene Ontology annotation, cellular component: mitochondrial inner membrane.
AGAAUGACUGGCAAGCGCUAGGCCGGCGCAGCUUCUAAAUAAGCAGGAAACCGAGCAUAAGGGCUGACACUUGACGUUGCAUAAGAUACACGCCAGCGCUGCGUUCAAUUUGCCGGUCUGCGGUCAAACUACAUAUCAUUAAAAGGUUAUAGGGCCAAUAACAGGGGCGCGCUUCAAGCGCCGAGCAUUUUUGGUUGAUUGGACGCCGAUACACCUAUCCGGCCUUCAAUUGGUCGCAUCGAACUUGGGAUAGCACGUUGGAAUGUCGGGCAGCCAGGGCUCUCGCGGAGUCACGCUGCUGGCUCGUUUCGCGGCGAGCGGUGUUGCAUCGGCCACCGUGCGCGCGACAGAAUCGGGUCUGCUGGGCUCUGGAGGCCUGCUAUCGUCGACGGCGUCUCAGGGCAGCCAGGGCGCCCGAAGCCUACGAGCGCUUUUCCGUGAUGCAGCGCACGCAGCGUGCGGCCGCCAACUGUCGACUGCAGCGGCGGCCAGCGCGGCCGGUGCCGGCUCCGGCGCGGGGAAGCGCUGCAGCGGGAUGAUUUUGAGCACAGGCAUCUUGUCCCGUUGCUUGGCAACUACUGCGGAGGCCGGCUCCUCUGCCGCUACUGCUUCUGGGCGAGGCCUGCUUGCGGGCACCCGUGCGGGCGCCUCCUCUGCCGGCGCCGGCACCUCCUCCCGCUGCUCCCUGCCGUCGCGGCUGCUGCUGCUGCCCUCCCGCCUCAAGUCCACUGCGGCUGCUGUGGCUGAGGAGGCCGCCGCGGCUGCCUCCUCCUCCGCUGCCGCCUCCGCCGCCUCCGCUGCCUCCGCCUACGGCGGCGCGGCGCUGAGCGCGGGCCUGAGUGACGGCGCCCGCCGCGCGCUGGCGGCUUGGCUGGGCGUGUGUGCGGGCUGGGUGUACAGCAUGGUGGUGCUGGGCGGCAUCACGCGCCUCACCCGCUCCGGCCUGUCCAUGACCGAGUGGAAACUGACGGGCGAGCGGCCGCCUGUGACGCAGUCGGACUGGGAGGCGGAGUUCACCAAGUACAAGGCCAGCCCAGAGUACAAGAAGAUCCACCGCAGCAUGACACUCGAGGAGUUCAAGUUCAUCUACUGGAUGGAGUACGCGCACCGCAUGUGGGGUCGCUUCCUGGGUCUGGCGUUUGCGCUGCCCGCCGCCUACUUCGCGGCGCGGCGCUGGAUCAACGGCCCCCUGGCUCGGCGCCUGGGGCUGCUAUUCUUCAUGGGGGGGACUCAGGGCUUUGUGGGGUGGUGGAUGGUGCGGAGUGGCCUGGAGGAGCCGGAGCAUGAGUGGGCCCAGCCGCGCGUGUCGCCCUACCGCCUGGCCGCCCACCUGGUGUCCGCCUUCGCCAUCUACGCCACCCUCACCUGGACCACCCUGGACCUGAUGUACCCGCGCCCCGCCACCGCCGGCGCGCCCGAGUCCCUGCUGCGCUCCACCGCCGGCGCGCGCGGCCGCCUGCUGCCGCUGGCCGCACUCAUCGCCGUCACAGCCACCAGCGGCGCCUUCGUGGCGGGCAUGGACGCGGGCCACGCCUACAACACCUGGCCUCUCAUGUCUGGCCAGCUGGUGCCGCUGCAGGACUACUGCGACUGGGAGCGACUGGGGCUCAGCCCGCUGCGCAACCUGUUCGAGAACACAGCCGCGGUGCAGUUCAACCACAGGACUCUGGCAACGGUGACCCUGGUGUCGGUGCUGGCGGCCUGGGCCACCUACAAGAGGCCUGGGCUGCUGCCGCCGCGCGCCACCGCCUGCCUACACGCCGUGGCAGCAGUCACCGCAGCACAGUUCGCUCUGGGCGUGUGGACGCUGCUGGCGUACGUGCCGGUGCCGCUGGGCAGCGCACACCAGGCCAACGCGCUGAACCUGUUCACGGCGGCGCUGGCGCUGCUGCACGCCUGCCGCCCGCCCACGCCCGGCGGCCUGCUGGGCGCGGGGCUGGCGCCGCUGGUCACGCCGGCGGCGGUGGCGGCGGUGGGCGCGGUGGGCUACGCCGUCGUCACCUCCAACGGGGCUGUGACCGCGAGCGAGCGCUACACGGGGCCCAGCAACGCACGUCCCGCGGCGGCGGCGGAGUAAUGCAGGCGCGGUAUCGGGGGUGCCACAGUUACAGGGCGUGCGCGAAGUGUAUAGCAGAAAGGCGGAGCGGGUGGGCGGCUUCGGGGCCUGUAGUGCUUCGGUAUGCCGCCGUGUUGCGGCGCGGCGUAGGGUGGGUGCGCCAUCUCCCGACUGGAUGUUCCAGGCCAGGAUUUGCCGUGGAUGCGUGCCAUCUCCACAGACUGCUACUGAUGCAGAUGCAGUCGGGGCGUUAGUAUGCAUAACAGCUUGAUGCUGGCAACGUAGAUGGUGGCCUGUGAGGACUGUAAGAAAGAACGUGCCUCAGGGGCUACGUGCCCGCACAGGGGGUUGCAGGGCCUCCGGAUUUCUUAGAAGGAUGAGUUGUAAGUUCGCCGCGCCCAGGCCCGGCCGCUGAUGUAUUGUUGCUCAGGCAAUGCCGCUUUCGCUCUGACCUAGUGUACGUGGCCUUUCGUUCGUUGGUAUCAAGCAC